This is a messenger RNA of Stereum hirsutum FP-91666 SS1, 3216 nucleotides long. RefSeq lists its product as uncharacterized. Lineage: Eukaryota; Fungi; Basidiomycota; Agaricomycetes; Russulales; Stereaceae. The coding region runs from base 1 to 3216 and encodes 1071 amino acids. Gene Ontology annotation, molecular function: protein binding. The record is from RefSeq and is a predicted model, not a curated record. The transcript has 11 exons.
AUGAACCCGCCUCCUCCCCGCGAUGCAGACUUCCCUUUUGGCGCCACUCACGCCAGCGCAGAGUUCAUACUUCGGUCGUCCGAUGGGACAAACCAUGUCGAUUUCUUCGUUCACAAGUUGAUCUUAUCGAUGACAUCUCCCUUCUACAAAACCAUGUUCACUCUCCCGCCUCCAUCUACGCCGCCGCCGCCGGGUCCCCAGUCUGUCGAUAUAGAGCGAAUCGUAGACGGCGUUCAGUAUGUCGUUCUUCCGGUCAGCGAAGACGCCGAGACCACACUCCAUUUCCUCCAUCAUUGCUAUCCAUACAACAAUCCGCCGCCCACUGAUCCCCCGAUCCUGCGCAAGCUCUUACGCGUCCUACACAAGUUUGAUAUGAUGGAUCGUCUGUCCCACCACGUAAACACAUUGAUCGCGUUCCUUGCUCGAGAGAGACCCGCCACGGCCUUCGCCAUCGCUCACCUGUUCAAGGAAAAGCUAGGACCCGCCGCUCGAGACGCCGCCUAUCUCUCUCUACGCAGAACCUCUGCGCAAAUCACGCAGGAACAAGCCGCGCUAGCGCAUGAUGAUACAGAGCUCCAACACGCCUUCAACCGACUCAUCAGGUAUCGUCAGUCGUGUACAAGUUGUGCUAGGUCAACGGCGGACAACGUCAAUCGUAUCAGCUGUUACGACGUUCCGGGAUCGAUGGAGAAGGACUGGUGUUCAUGUCCUGCGUAUUCGACGGGAUACAAGCCUGGGAGGGGGAUCGAGCGGUACCCGAUGUGGGUGAGGGACUUUAUGGAAGGGUGUAAGGAGGUGUUGGAGGAGACCCCGCAUCCGGAUAUGAUGUUGGACGCGAGGCUGUAUAUCCUACCUGUGAAGACUGCGGCUGGGUCCGGAUGUGCUAGGUGUCGGGUCACGGUGGAUGGGCUGCCUUUGUUUGGGGCUCGUCUUGCGAAAAAGGUUGCUUUGGCACUUGAGGGAACUUUUGUCUCCGCUGCCGCCCACAACAUCGCUUCAGACUUCUGUCUCCGCUGCACUCUAGUUAUCCCACUCAAUAUGUACUCAGAUGCUCAGGUUCUCAACUGGACUCUCUCGUCCGACGACUUAGGUGCUUGCCCCCAUGCCGACUGUAAGGACAUCUGUUUCGGAUUCUGGCCACUUCAAGACCCGACCAACAUUGGGCUUGCCAUGAAUCCCGCCACGUUGCCCAUGGCAAAGUGCAUGUUCUGUCCGCACGUCGCGAUCUUCCACAAGAAAAAAGCGGCACCAAAUCGUCCAUCCGCGUCCGACUUUGCCCCGCAAGCGAAUACUGCUCCGCAGUUCCCGAAGACCGCUGGUCCUACGCCCACUCAAAGCACUCUCUUCGGUUCUCGUCCCCCGGUUUAUACCCCGCCAGCAUACUCUUCAACGGCUUCUACGUCUACGGCCCCUGCCUCCUCUGCCUUCGGCUUUGAUCCGAACGUCUUCAAAACGCAUACCAGUGUCCGAACGGAUCGCGUCGACCAGGCUCAGGACGCUGCUCCUCAUCCAGCUCCUACCAAUCCUCGGCCUACUUCCAUACCCUCCUACGCUGCUCGUGCCGCCGGUCGCUCCGAGGAUAUCGGCAACAACACCAUGGCUCAGAAAGAAGGCAAACCUCAGAGUAAGCUUCAGAAUCACUUUCAUCCGAGUACCGACAAUGCUACCGAAGCCAGUACUAACGGUCGUAAACGCCCCAAGGGUUCCCGCAAGUCGAAGAAGUCGUUGGGCGGUCAAGAUGUCAGCGGUGCGAAAUCCUUGUCCUCGAAGGCUGGAGAUACGGUCGAGUUCACCAUCGCCCUCCUUCCCAACACGGCCGCCGUGCACGGAGGUUACUGUCGUCUUCCGAAAGCUGACGGCCUCGUCCGGCUAGACAGUCUCGAACUCGUCAAGACCGUCAAGAUCUUCUCCGAUGACUCUGCCGAAAAUAUAUCCGAAAAAAUCACCACCCUCUUCCGCCAUGUCCCCGAACUCUGUGAAUCCGCCGACGCUUGCGACGAGGCCCAUUCCACUCACCCAAACGACCCUAACCUCCCCUUUGCGGCUUGGGUUCCUCUUUUCCCUCGCAAGAUCAAGCGCGGUGUUGCACCCCUUCUGAAACCCUACCCUCAAACUCGUCAACUCGAUCUGAGUCAACUUCGACGACUUGCUGCCGCAAGCGCCGUUCGAAACGCAAAAACCGCCUUCAAGAACCUUGUUCUCAUCGCUCUUCCUCAAGGCCGGGGAGAUAUCGCGGACGCCUUAGGUAGUGAUGAUGACUCGGAGGAUGAGACGGACGACGACGACGACGACGACGAUGAGGAUGGGGAUGAGGAAGAGUGUGAGGAAGAGGAUGCGUCCGUAUUGCCGUCUGACACUGGAGGGGUCGAGGAUCCUGUCGGCGAGGGGAGCAACAAGGGGGAAGAGUCGAAUGGUGACCUUACUGACAUGCCUCCGCCAAAGCGCCCUCGUACGGACAAGGGCCCGUCAACGUCCGACACCGCGACAGAAUCACCCUCAAUGUCUGCUAAUUCCAACACGCCCGCCUCUGCUUCAGGGCCUUCCACUACCGUACUGGCCUGGCAACAGUCCUGGGCGCUAUACCUCCUUGGGAAUGUUGUAGAACCUCGACCUCGUAAUUCUAGCAUGUGGCCUUCCAUCCCUCACGCAAUGUAUGGUCCUGCUCUGGCUUCGAUGAAAGCUAUGAAGGCGGCCCACUCCGUCUAUUAUGGCAAAACCACAGCUAGCACAUCGCUCGACGAAUUGAUUUUUUGGAACAGCUUUAUCGUUCCGUUCAUCGACUCGAUCGACUUCCUCAAGACGCUUGCUGCUGAACUACCGACAUUCUCCUCCGACGAGGUUACCGCUGCAACUACCAAGUUCGGCCCUCAUGGUCUACACGAGAUUGCGGAAGGUCUUUCCUACGUCUAUACCUUCCUCCCGACAGUUACCUUCCCCUCUCAUGACGUCUGGAAGCAAUAUCGCACAACACUGGGCGAAAUCUCCAAAUCAAUUUAUGGUCUUGUCCGCAACUUUUACCGCUGUCCCACAAGCCCCUCACCCGACGUGUAUUCGAUUCCCGCCAUUCGUCUGUUUGCUAGAGCGGUUGCCCAGUGUGACAAGAAGCGUGAGCUCCAGAUUGCAUCCGAGUACGAUUGGCGCAAGCUUCAUGUUGUGUUCCUCCUCGAUUCGUCAAAGCCGGAGGAACGCCGCACAAAUAUCACUCACAAUAAGUAG